AUGCGCGCCACAACUUUCAUGUCCGCCCUCCUCCUCCUCCUUAUCUCACCUGCCUUCGCAGCUCCCCUUGUCAAACGUCAGGGGGGGGUAAGCGCCAUUUUGGAUGCUGUGCAGCAGCCCGAUACCGAGGCUUGCACCAACGGACGUCGGAGCUUGAUACCGUUCUGGCCCCGACAGUACAAAGCCGUCAACGACUGCAGCUUCGAGAUUGGCUCCGGUUCGGCCGUCGGUGCAACAUGGAGGUUCGAUGAAGGGUAG
This is a messenger RNA of Letharia columbiana, 258 nucleotides long. RefSeq lists its product as uncharacterized. The record is from RefSeq and is a predicted model, not a curated record. Lineage: Eukaryota; Fungi; Ascomycota; Lecanoromycetes; Lecanorales; Parmeliaceae. The transcript has 2 exons. The coding region runs from base 1 to 258 and encodes 85 amino acids.